Molecule: messenger RNA, 1203 nt
Organism: Somion occarium
Lineage: Eukaryota; Fungi; Basidiomycota; Agaricomycetes; Polyporales; Cerrenaceae
Source: the annotation of a GenBank genome assembly
GCCCUUCGCCAUACUGAAGUCGCCAUGUUGCGGACAGUGAAGCCCAAAAAUGCCCGCUCAAAACGAGCGUUGGACGCACGAGAACCGAAGGAGGUCGAGGACGCAAGGACGGCGAUCUUCGUCAAAGGUUCACAUAGUGGAGAGAAAGUCAAUAAUGUUAUGAAGGAUUUGAUGGCUCUGAAAAGACCGAAUGCUAUCUCGUUUUCGAAGAAGAACGUCGUUCGGCCGUUCGAGGAUGCAUCCUCUCUUGACUUCUGGUCUCAGAAAAAUGAUGCAGGCCUCUUCAUUGUUGGUCAAAGCACCAAGAAGCGACCGGAUGGACUAGUAUUCGUGAGGAUGUUCGAUAACCGGGUGCUGGAUAUGUGCGAGAUCGGUGUAGAAGGUUAUCAAGCUAUGAGUGAAUUCAAGACUCCGAAAUCUACACCCGGUCACAAACCACUCAUGCACUUUGCAUCUGAGUUGUUUGAUACCCAUCCUCGCUUUCAACAACUGAAGUCAAUGCUUAUGGAUUUCUUCAACGGUGAAGAGAUCGACUCAAUAUGUCUCCCGGGUAUCGAGCAUGUCAUUAGUGUCACACUCGCUCCUACACCUUCUUCACUCAAUUCCGCAACGACCAGACUAGACCCAUCCUCGUCCAAAAACGAAGACGACACGAAAUCUCUACCAAAAAUCCAUAUACGGACAUACACAAUUAAACUUCUUGCAUCCGGUACACGUAUUCCACGAGUGGAGUUGGUUCCUAUGGGCCCUUCAUUGGACCUUGUGCUGCGCCGACACCAAGAUCCGGACGCAGAGGUGCUAAAACAGGCGAUGAGACGGCCCAAGCUGAAGAAGCAAGAUGUGGAGAAGGGACUUGGGAAGAAGAGGAAGAAUAUGGAGGUGGACGAGAUGGGAGAUCUUCGGGGAAGGAUCCAUGUGGCGAAGCAGGACCUGGGCAGACUCCAGACUCGAAAGAUGAAGGGGUUGAAGGCUGGGCAAAGCGAGGAUGUGAAUAUGUCGGACGCAGAAGAGGACGGGAGGUCGACAAAACGACAAAAGAGUGGUUGAAUGUGUUGUACUCGCUGUACUUAUGUUUAUUUUGAGGGCAUAUGGGAUUGUCACAGGUGACCAGUCAUGGGAAUGGAGAUGAUUAGAUAAGCAAAGAAUUGGAUCAAUGAAGCACUGUGCCAGCAUCUCUUCAGCAGUUCCCACUUCUCUCGCUGC